Mitosporidium daphniae is the source of this 456-nucleotide messenger RNA. Its product is annotated as Dim1p-like protein isoform 2. Gene Ontology annotation, biological process: mRNA splicing, via spliceosome. Gene Ontology annotation, cellular component: spliceosomal complex; U4/U6 x U5 tri-snRNP complex; U5 snRNP. Bases 1 to 456 code for a protein of 151 amino acids. The record is from RefSeq and is a predicted model, not a curated record. The transcript has 2 exons. Lineage: Eukaryota; Fungi; Microsporidia.
AUGUCCUACUUACUCCCCCACUUGACUAAUGGAUGGCAGGUAGAUCAGGCCAUAUUGGCCGAGGAAGAUAAAGUGGUAAUCAUUCGAUUUGGGCACGAUUGGGACAAGUCAUGCAUGAAAAUGGAUGAAACCCUAUAUAAAGUUGCCGAUCUUGUAAAGAACUUUGCCGUUAUUUAUCUAGUGGAUAUCACGGAAGUUCCAGAUUUUAAUGUAAUGUAUGAGCUUUAUGAUCCCUGCACAGUUAUGUUCUUCUAUCGAAACAAACACAUCAUGAUUGACUUGGGCACUGGAAACAACAACAAAAUUAACUGGCCAAUCGAUGACAGGCAAGAAAUGAUCGACAUUGUGGAGACCGUUUUCCGCGGCGCAUCCAAAGGUUUGGGCGUGUUAUUCUUUAAUGCUUAUUAUAGGGCGUGGAUUGGUCGUUUCCCCGAGAGACUAUUCGACCAAGCAUAA